This is a messenger RNA of Grosmannia clavigera kw1407, 1158 nucleotides long. Its product is annotated as septin. Gene Ontology annotation, biological process: cytoskeleton-dependent cytokinesis. Gene Ontology annotation, cellular component: microtubule cytoskeleton; septin ring; septin complex. The coding region runs from base 1 to 1158 and encodes 385 amino acids. The transcript is spliced from 4 exons. The record is from RefSeq and is a predicted model, not a curated record. Gene Ontology annotation, molecular function: molecular adaptor activity; GTP binding; GTPase activity. NCBI's taxonomy places the organism in Eukaryota, Fungi, Ascomycota, Sordariomycetes, Ophiostomatales, Ophiostomataceae.
AUGGCUUCCGUGACCGUCGAGAGCGCCUCGCCGAUUGGCAUCGCCAAUCUUCCUAACCAGCGGCACAAGAUCGUGGCCAAGAGAGGAGCUGCCUUUACCAUCAUGGUUGCCGGCGAGUCUGGCCUGGGCAAGACCACCUUUAUCAACACCCUGUUCUCGACCACCAUCAAGAACUAUGCCGACCACAAGCGGCGCCACCAGAAGCAGGUCGACAAGACGGUCGAGAUCGAGAUCACCAAGGCCGAGCUGGAGGAGAAGUUCUUCAAGGUCCGUCUGACCGUUAUUGACACGCCCGGCUUCGGCGACUACGUCAACAACCGGGACUCGUGGAUGCCCAUUAUCGAGUUCCUCGACGACCAGCACGAGUCGUACAUGCUCCAGGAGCAGCAGCCCCGCCGCCAGGACAAGAUUGACCUGCGUGUCCAUGCUUGCCUGUACUUCAUCCGCCCCACCGGCCACACCUUGAAGCCUCUGGACAUUGAGGUCAUGAAGCGACUCUGCUCGCGAGUCAACCUGAUCCCCGUCAUCGCCAAGGCCGACACGCUCAGCCCGGCCGACCUGGCCCGGUUCAAGGAGAAGAUCCAAGCCGUCAUCGAGGCCCAGGGCAUCAAGAUCUACCAGCCGCCCGUCGAGGAGGACGAUGAGGCGGCGGCGCAGCACGCCCGCAGCCUGAUGGCUGCCAUGCCCUUUGCGGUUAUCGGCUCAGAGAAGGACGUGAAGACGGGUGACGGCCGCAUCGUCAAGGGCCGGCAGUACUCGUGGGGUGUUGCCGAAGUCGAGAACGAGGACCACUGCGACUUUAAGAAGCUUCGGUCCAUCCUGAUCCGCACUCACAUGCUGGAUCUGAUCCACACAACCGAAGAGCUGCACUACGAAGCCUACCGCGCACAGCAGAUGGAGACGCGCAAGUUCGGCGAGGCCCGUCCCCGCAAGCUGGACAACCCCAAGUUCAAGGAGGAGGAGGAGACCCUGCGCAAGCGUUUUACCGAACAGGUCAAGAUCGAGGAGCAGCGGUUCCGGCAAUGGGAGCAGAAGCUUAUCGCAGAGCGCGAUCGCCUUAACAAGGAUCUCGAGCAGACCCAUGCCCAGAUCAAGCAACUGGAAGCAGAGCUUGACUCGUUGCAGGGCCCUGCUAUUCGCAGCCACGGCCGUCGUUAA